AUGGUGAAGGAUGAGGACACAGCUUUUACAAGAAGUUGGUCUACAAAUGCAACCAUCCUUCUGCAUGGGUUAUUUGCUCUCUUUCAGAAGGAAGAUGCCACGAAUGCAGAAGGGGAUGAAAGACUGUCGCUUCGGAAGCACCGCUUCAUGCAUUUUGCAUCAUUGGAAUACGAAGGAGAAUUUUACAUGACACCAAGAGAUUUCCUGUUCUCGGUAGUGUUUGAUCAAGUUGAACGUAAAGCCUCAGCCAAGAAGCUGACAAAAAAGGAGGUGGAUUCUGCACUGCUGUGUGUUGCCAAAGCCAAACCAGGACCGACCUUUUUUAGAGAACUUGGUGAUAAAGGGUUGAUAUCUUAUGCAGAGUACCUAUUUUUGCUGACAAUCCUUACAAAGCCCCAGACUGGAUUUCAGAUUGCCUUUAAAAUGUUGGAUGCAGAUGGCAAUGAACAAGUUGAAAAGAAAGAAUUCUUCAAGCUGCAGAGAAUCAUUGGGAAGGAAGAUGAUUUGAAAACAGCUGGAGACGAAACAGUAUUUCGGGGAGCAGAACUGGAAAGCUGUGGUGUUACUACCAUGUUGCUGAUGCAUUUCUUUGGAAAAGAAGGAAAGGAAAAACUUCGCUAUUCUGAGUUUUUCAGAUUCAUGGAAAAUCUGCAAACAGAAGUCCAAGAAAUGGAAUUCAUAAAGUUUUCAAAGGGCUUGAACGUCAUGAGAAAAGAAGACUUUGCAGAAUGGUUGCUCUACUUCACUGAUGAGGAAAACAAUGAAAUCUACUGGCAGAAUGUGAAAGACAGGAUUGAGGCAGGAGAGAAUAUCAGUUUGGAAGAAUUCAAGACUUUCUGCAAGUUCACAAAUAACCUGGAAGACUUUUCUAUUGCCAUGCAGAUGUUUACUGUAGCAAAUCGUCCUGUUAAACGGGCUGAGUUCAAGAGAGCAGUGAAGGUGGCAACAGGACAGGAGCUCUCAGAUAAUGUUUUGGAUACCAUCUUCAAGAUUUUUGAUCUAGAUGGAGAUGACUGCCUGAGCCACAGCGAGUUUCUUGGAGUCCUGAGGAACCGAAUUCAUCGAGGUUUGAGGGUACCGCAACAGCAAGGCAUUCAAGGUUACUGGAAGUGUGUGAAAAGAGAAAGCAUUAAAGGAGCCAAGGAAGUGUGGAAACAAACUGGGAAAAGUCCUUUUUAA
Messenger RNA from Mesitornis unicolor (brown roatelo), 1179 nucleotides. It is a transcript of the gene MICU2, whose product is annotated as mitochondrial calcium uptake 2. Lineage: Eukaryota; Metazoa; Chordata; Aves; Mesitornithiformes; Mesitornithidae. Bases 1 to 1179 code for a protein of 392 amino acids. Gene Ontology annotation, biological process: calcium import into the mitochondrion; mitochondrial calcium ion homeostasis. The record is from RefSeq and is a predicted model, not a curated record. The transcript is spliced from 12 exons. Gene Ontology annotation, cellular component: uniplex complex. Gene Ontology annotation, molecular function: calcium ion binding.